AUGGCUAUGUUGAGGGGUCCUAACAGAUCCAUAGCAGAGAACAAGCUGAGUCCGCGUUUUAUGGGGCCGUUUCCAGUAGUGGAACGAGUUGGGCCAUUGGCGUACAGGCUGGAGUUGCCUGAGAUUAUGAAAGCCUUUCACAAGGUUUUUCAUGUGUCGAUGCUGAGGAAGUGUCUUCACCCUACAGAGGAGUUGGUGGCUAGGAUUCCAGAGGAUCUUCAGCCAGAUUUGACAGUGCCGGCAGUGCCUGUGAGGAUUUUAGAGAGGAGGGAAAAGGUUCUGAGGAACAAGAGGAUUCCCUUACUGAGGAUUUUGUGGGAUUGCAGUGGUUCUACAGAGGAGACUUGGGAGCCAGAGGCAAAGAUGAAGUUGAAGUUCAGGAAGUGGUUCGACAAGCAGGUCGAGGAGUCUAAAGACGUUCCAGGGAGAGCUUUGGUCACAUGGACCAACAGGAGAAAGCAGGCAAAACGGAGCAGAAGGAGCUCGAUCGACUCCGCACAAGGUCGAUCGAACCUGUACACGAGACCAAGCUCGAUCGAUCCCAUCACACGUACAGGGUCGAUCGAUGCAUGCAUUGAGAGGCAGCUCGAUCGAACCCCUGUCGACGACCACUCGAUCGAUCCCAUUGCAGAAGCAAGCUCGAUCGAUCCCAUGCAGAGCAAGCCAGCUCGAUCGAUCCCGUUCUAUCUCAGCCGUCCGAUCAAUCCCGGUCAGAUGAUAUCACAGCCGUUCGAUCUACUUGGUGCAAACCGACUUGAUCGAACCACAGCGAACCGGAUUGAACCGAAGUCGACCCCGGAGCUAUUUAGACCUAUCUUUAGCCAUUGUUUAGGCUACGCCGUUUUUCAGAGUUUUACACUGUUGUUCAUUGUUUCCGAGGGAGAAGAGAUCAAACCUCUGUUUUCACAGUUUGGAGAAGAUUUCUGA
Messenger RNA from Microthlaspi erraticum, 927 nucleotides. The record is from the annotation of a GenBank genome assembly. NCBI's taxonomy places the organism in Eukaryota, Viridiplantae, Streptophyta, Magnoliopsida, Brassicales, Brassicaceae.